Fonsecaea multimorphosa CBS 102226 is the source of this 5100-nucleotide messenger RNA. RefSeq lists its product as uncharacterized. NCBI's taxonomy places the organism in Eukaryota, Fungi, Ascomycota, Eurotiomycetes, Chaetothyriales, Herpotrichiellaceae. Gene Ontology annotation, cellular component: zeta DNA polymerase complex; nucleus. The record is from RefSeq and is a predicted model, not a curated record. Gene Ontology annotation, molecular function: DNA-directed DNA polymerase activity; DNA binding; nucleotide binding. The coding region runs from base 1 to 5100 and encodes 1699 amino acids. Gene Ontology annotation, biological process: double-strand break repair via homologous recombination; error-prone translesion synthesis. The transcript has a single exon.
AUGGAUACCUUCCGAGUCCGCCUCAACUGCGUGGAUCACUACCAAGCUACCCCAGUUGACGGUUUAGAUCCUCUUGUACCCCUCGGCACCGGCAACGAGAAGUCCAAUGACAGACCUCGGAUAUCCGUCAUUCGCGUCUUCGGCGCAACCCCGACCGGGCAGAAGGUGUUGAUGCAUAUCCAUGGGGCCCUUCAAUAUACCUACAUCGAGUACAGCGGCAGUCUGGUCCCCCAGGACGUCGACGUGGCUAUUCGUACGCUGCAGCUCUCCAUCGAUCACGCUCUGGCCGUGAGCUACCGCAAGAACAUCUACGAAGGGAAGCAUCGAUAUGUUGCCCACAUCUCCUUGGUCAAGGGCAUUCCAUUCUAUGGCUUCCACGUCGGAUACAAGUUCUACCUCAAGAUAUAUCUGCUGAAUCCACUGCACAUGACGAGACUGGCUGAUCUGUUGCGAGAAGGGGCAGUCAUGAAGAGAGUGUUGCAGCCGUACGAAAGUCACAUGCAAUAUCUCGCGCAAUGGAUGUGCGACUACAAUCUUUAUGGGUGUGGCUAUAUCGACUGCCAGAAAGUCAAGUUUCGUGCGCCGGUCCCUAAAUAUGCCGAUUUGACCAAUCCAAUGCAUCAAUGGCACGACCUUUCAAUUCCCUUGGACGCCAUUUUCGACAAUGCCCACCUACCCAAACAGAGCCAUUGUUCGCUCGAGGUGGACGUGCAUGUCAAGGAUAUUUUGAACCGCAACGACGUCCACGCUCGCACAUUACACCACGACUUCAUCGAGCGCAUUCAUUCCAUCCCGUCGGACGCCAAGCUGGUGCAGAGCAUGGCUGGGCUCUGGAAGGAUGAGACUCGACGGCGAAAAUUGAGAAUGGGGCUCAAGGACCCGAAUAGCAGCCCGUUCCCUCCUGAAGUUCUGAUAUCUAUGUCGGCAGAUCCGAGAAAUAAGGCUGACGGAGGUUGGAUCCACGAGCACGAAUUUCGUGACAAGGUCGCCGAGCUCGCGGCGGAGGAGUUGGACAAAAGUGAUAAGCAGAAGAUUUCUUUCGAGACCUUUGUGAAGCCCACAUCCCUCGAAAACACCGUUCGCACAGCGUUAGAGAGCAUCGACGACCUGUAUCCGGACAGAAUCUGCAUGCUCCAGCAGACAAAUCUGAAUGACAGUCUCAAUGGUAACAACGCUGCGCAAGAGGAGCACCGCCAGACUGUGAUUGAUCAGUGCCUACCGGGGCAUCUCGGAGACGGCUCGGGCUCAAGCAUGAAUGGAGACGGCACCGAGGAAGGAUCGUCUGAUCGGUCGCCACAGACAGAAGGCCAGAAUGACAACAACUCCAAACCUGCCGACAGGCAAGUCUUAACACCCAUCAGCUCCUCUGAAUAUGAACGAUAUGGCAUUCGCCCUGCCGGCGACACGGAUCAUCUUGAUGAAGAUGCAUUUGAAGUACCACCAGAAUAUCUGAACACUCAUACUGGCGUCACAAACGGCACCAAGAGGGCACGAUUUGGAGAGGCACCAACGUUCAAACCGAGGAAAAGACAGAAGCACUUAGUUGAUGGCGAGAACAUUUUGCCUGACGUCGGGCAUUGGGACUCGGAGGGGGACCCAGAUCUCUCGCAUGAGGAAGACAUGAUCGAACCUGGCGCAGAGCCAACGGAGGAAGAGAUGCGAAACAUCCCGUUGCCUCAAGAUACCGUCGAGCGUAUUUCACUCAGGGGCCAACAGCCCAGGUCAAAGAACGCGCUUGUAGACGGACCGACCUCUGCGAAUCUCUCGCAACAAUCGACAUUGUCUUUUCCAACGGUAAAAGAUCCCACGGAUCCUGCUACUAUACUCCGACUGAGCCAGAAGAGCGCUGCUUCACAAAACACCUCCAAGGGCUCAACUAUUGAGCCUCCCGUAUCUCCGGCGACAUUGAAGACGCCCGCAAAAUCUGCGUCCACGGCCUCAGAACAAACCCAAAUGCCUCUCACCCUAGGUGCAAGCAUCAGGUCGUCCAAUUUGAUCCAGCUCAGUCUCCACGGCCUUCCAAAAUGGCAGGCAGGCAAUCGUUUUCAAUUGUAUCAGCCUCGCCCGCCAAGCUUCAGACAGGUCGAGUCGACUAUGUGGCAGAAUGGUCUACCGGAUGUGAUCUACCAAGAAGCAUAUUACAGCCAUGAGGAAGAUGUCCCUAACCAGUCCAGAGAAUACGCUGGUCGCGAGUUCAAGCUUGAGAGUGCAACCGUGCCGUAUCUACCUGACUUUGAUGCCACAGGGACGUCCUUGGCAACAUUUGGUCGGAAACCUCCCUCACUGCUAGAUUCUGCAGCAGAAAGGGUUCGCGAUAAUCAGAGACGCAAACGCUGUACCAUUUCUGAAUGGGUCAUAGCUGCCACUCCCCCUCGGAAAGUAGAUGUACUCUCCUGGUUGCAAGAAGAAAAUGAUGGAAAAGUCAACGGGAAGCAACCUGGCAAGCUUCUGGCGCGAGGCAGGGCGCUUUCGCAAAUUGAUGGUCCAACGCAGAAGAAUGCACACGGCUUCAAAUAUUCUCAGAAGCAGCCCAGUACCAGCGUACAGCACGAGACGCAGUAUAUGAACGUGAUGAGCUUGGAGGUACAUGUCAACACUCGAGGUUCUCUUGCACCGAAUCCUGAUGAAGAUGCUAUUGCUUGUAUAUUCUGGUGUGCGCAGACCGACGAUGACGGUAUUGACACCGAGCCAGGCAAGAGCGGCCUCCAUAUCGGAAUUCUUGCUGUUGCUGGUGAUUCGCAGACCGCCAAGAGGAUAUCUCGCAAUGUCCCUUAUGACGUUGAGGAAGAGCCCACCGAACUUGACGUUCUUACAAGAUUUGUCGACAUUGUGAGGUUCUACGACCCUGAUAUCCUGACCGGUUAUGAAGUUCACAAUAGUUCAUGGGGGUAUCUCAUUGAAAGAGCACGAGUCAAGUACGACCUCAAUUACUGCGAUGAGCUGUCCAGAAUGAAGUCUCAAUCCCACGGUAGAUUUGGCAAGGAAGACGACCGCUGGGGCUUCAACCACACCUCGACAGUUCGUGUCACUGGUCGACAUACGAUCAAUAUCUGGAGAGCUAUGCGUGGCGAACUGAACCUGCUUGGCUACACUAUGGAAAACGUUGUCUAUCACUUGCUACGUCAAAGGAUACCUCAUUAUAGCUUUGCUGAUUUGACAAAGUGGUACAAAAGCAAGAAUCCUCGCGACCAGGCCAAAGUCAUUGAGUACUUCACUUCGAGGGCACAGAUCGACAUCGAAAUUCUCGAAGCUAACGAAUUGAUCCCGAGAACGAGCGAGCAGGCACGGCUGUUGGGCGUUGACUGGUUCUCAGUCAUAUCGCGCGGUUCACAGUUCAAGGUAGAGUCCUUGAUGUUUCGCAUAGCAAAGCCGGAGAACUUUAUCCUAGUUUCGCCCAGUCGCCGGCAAGUUGGUGGCCAGAAUGCGUUGGAGUGCUUGCCACUGGUCAUGGAGCCUCAAAGCGACUUCUAUACCAGUCCAUUGCUGGUACUCGACUUUCAGUCUCUUUACCCCAGCGUCAUGAUAGCCUAUAACUAUUGCUACUCGACUUUCCUUGGCCGAGUCGUCGGCUGGCGAGGUGCCAACAAAAUGGGCUUCACAAACUAUCGUCGGGAACCCAGAUUGCUAGAGUUGCUCAAGGAUUACAUCAAUAUCGCACCAAACGGGAUCAUGUACGCCAAGCCCGAGAUUCGCAAGUCCCUACUGGCAAAGAUGCUGAGCGAGAUUCUCGAGACCAGAGUCAUGGUCAAGAGUGGGAUGAAAGUGGACAAGGAUGACAAGACGUUGCAGAGGCUGUUGAAUAACAGACAACUUGCCCUGAAGCUUAUUGCCAAUGUCACAUACGGCUACACAUCUGCAUCGUUUUCUGGAAGGAUGCCGUGCUCCGAGAUCGCCGACAGCAUCGUACAGACCGGUCGCGAAACGCUCGAGAAGGCGAUUGCUCUGAUCCACUCGGUUGAGCGGUGGGGUGCGGAAGUGGUAUAUGGUGAUACCGACAGUCUCUUCGUCUACCUCAAGGGCCGGACAAGAGAGCAAGCCUUCGACAUUGGUGAAGAGAUUGCCGACACAAUUACGCAGAUGAAUCCUCGGCCGGUGAAGUUGAAGUUCGAGAAGGUCUAUCAUCCGUGUGUUUUGCUUGCGAAAAAAAGAUAUGUGGGAUUCAAGUACGAAAGUCGAAACCAGACCGUGCCGGAUUUUGACGCUAAAGGCAUCGAGACUGUCCGCCGAGACGGCACUCCGGCCGAGCAGAAGAUUGAGGAAACCGCAUUGAAACUGUUAUUUCGCACCUCUGAUUUAAGUCAGGUCAAGGCAUUUUUCCAGUCUCAGUGUGCCAAAAUCAUGCAAGGCAGAAUCUCGAUCCAGGACUUCUGUUUUGCUAGAGAAGUCAAGCUCGGGACUUACAGUGACAAGGGCCCGCCGCCUCCUGGUGCACUCAUUAGCGCUCGAAAAAUGGUGGAGGAUCCGAGACUGGAGCCUCAGUACGGAGAACGAGUUCCAUAUGUGGUUGUCACAGGGGGACCAGGCGCGAGGCUAAUCGAUCGUUGCGUGGCACCGGAGGUCUUGCUCAACGACGCGUACUCGGAGCUCGAUGCGGAAUAUUACAUAUCAAAGAACAUCAUUCCACCUCUUGAGCGGAUCUUCAACUUGGUAGGGGCCAAUGUUCGCCAGUGGUACGACGAAAUGCCGAAAUACCAGCGUAUCAGGAGGGUGGACGCUGGCCCUGGAACAGACGGGAAAAUUGGUGGAAGGCCCCAAAAGACGCUGGAGUCGUACAUGAAAUCAUCGACAUGUCUUGUCUGUCGCGAACGACUGGAAACUCCGGCCCCGCUAUGUGACAGGUGCUCUCGGCGAUCCGCAGCAACCAUGCUAGCACUACGCUCGAGACUCAUGAAAGCCGAGAGAAAAGCGGCACAACUAGCCAAGGUGUGUCGGUCUUGCUCGGGAUUCGGGUGGAAUGAAGAAAUACGAUGUGAUAGCAAGGACUGUCCUGUCUUCUACUCACGAACGAGACAGAAGACUGCUCUUGCGAAUGAAGAAGCCCAGAUUCUACCUGUUUUGGAAACACUAGAGAGGGUCAAGGACGAAGGGAUAGAUUGGUGA